Molecule: messenger RNA, 716 nt
Organism: Xiphophorus hellerii (green swordtail)
Lineage: Eukaryota; Metazoa; Chordata; Actinopteri; Cyprinodontiformes; Poeciliidae
Product: E3 ubiquitin/ISG15 ligase TRIM25-like
Exons: 2
Coding region: 30-716 (228 amino acids)
Molecular function (GO): zinc ion binding
Source: RefSeq, a predicted model, not a curated record
AGGGCUAUUAACAUGCCUCUCGGGUAUUUAUGAGCUGCAAAGGUUCAUUCAUUUUGCACAGCCAAACAAUUUGUAAACAGGAACCAACGCUUCUGCAAAUACUAGCUCAGUGUUGCAGAAGAGGCACAGAGUCACCAUUAGAUAGAGCAGAAAUGGAGCAGAAAGGAGAUCAGAUGAACCAGGACCCCUUCUCCUGUUCGAUCUGUCUGGAUCUACCGAAGGAUCCGGUGACGAUUCCCUGUGGACACAGCUACUGUAUGAACUGUAUUAUAACCCACUGGGAUGAAGAGGAAAAAAGCAACAGCUGCCCUCAGUGUGAGCAGACCUUCACAGCAAGGCCUGUUCUGGAGAAAAACACCAUGCUAGCAGCUUUAGUGGAGCAGCUGAAGAAGACUGGAGUCCAAGCUGCUGCUGCUGAUCACCGCUAUGCUGGACCUGAAGACGUGGCCUGUGAUUUCUGUACUGGGAGAAAACUGAAAGCCAUCAAGUCCUGUUUAGUCUGUCUGGCCUCUUACUGUGAGAAACACCUUCAGCCUCAUUAUGAUGUGGCUCCUUUAAAGAAACACAAGCUGGUGGAGCCGUCCAAGAACCUCCAGGAGAACAUCUGCUCUAAGCAUGAUGAGGUGAUGAAGAUGUUCUGCCGCACUGAUCAGAAGUGUAUCUGUUACCUCUGCCCCCACCUCUGGACCACUGAGGUCAAAAAACAAGACUUAUAG